Nematostella vectensis (starlet sea anemone) is the source of this 2203-nucleotide messenger RNA. RefSeq lists its product as uncharacterized. Bases 163 to 924 code for a protein of 253 amino acids. Gene Ontology annotation, cellular component: Golgi apparatus. NCBI's taxonomy places the organism in Eukaryota, Metazoa, Cnidaria, Anthozoa, Actiniaria, Edwardsiidae. The transcript is spliced from 3 exons. The record is from RefSeq and is a predicted model, not a curated record. Gene Ontology annotation, biological process: protein O-linked glycosylation via mannose.
AAUAAGCGUGUCACGCAAUGAAAAUGAGCGUCCUUCCGUGACUAGAAGAUGGCUUACGCCACGUCCAUUGUAUACUUCACAGUUCGGACUUUUUUAACGUUUACGAUGCUAAACCAAGAGAACAGACAGGGUGCAAGUUAGUUGUGAAGUGUUGACUGCAAAAUGAUCAGUUCAAUCCUGUCAAGUGGAAAACGGCUGUAUUUUCGCCUCUCUACCCGGCGAUCGUUCAUAACAAGACAUCCCUUUAUCUUCCUGAUAUUUGUAUUCAUCGUGGUUACACUUGCUGUUCUGCACUUCUUUAUAAUUCCCACAGCGAGCGGGGCAUAUAACGAUGAAUGCUAUUUACCCCAAGACAAAUUAAACAACCUUCGUUACGCGAUUAAAACCAUUUGCGAGACAAUGGAUGCCCAUAAUAUGACCUACUGGCUCGAUUACGGGACCUUGGUUGGUGCAGUAAGGCGUGGUGAUGUCCUACCUUGGGACGGGGAUGCCGAUAUAUCGUUCCUCAGGGACCAAGAGAAAUACGUCGUCCACGAGGAACUCAUCAAGAUCCAUGGUAUCCAGUCUAAUGGACUACAAGCGAACUACAAAGGCCUCUCUAUCGACUAUGUAAGAUGGGAGGAGAUUGAAGGCUCUUAUAGCGGUCAAAAGCAGACACUGCUACAUAAAUAUUACCCGUCGUCUGUCCUCAAGAACGAGAAUAUGCUCGUAUUGUGGAACCAUGAGCUCGACACCUUCCCCAAGGCCUGGGUGACCCCUAGGAAGAGAAUAGAUUUCCAGGGUUCUCAGUUAGCGAUACCGAAUGAUCCGCAUAGGCACUUGGCUCAUAGGUACCCUACCACAUACUGGCAUGGCUUUUCUGUGCCCUUUAAGUGGAAGUGUUAUGUUCCGUGCUUUGUAAUGCGUGCGAAUGGGUGCCCGUGACGACCUGGAGAAAAAGGGGCCUACCAGAGGAGGUAGCGCAGAAGUGACGGAUCAAGGGUGUGUGUGGUGACCAUGCUCGAGGAUUCACGAAAAGUACGCUGGAUCCUCGGGCAAGGGUGGAGGCUGGAUUUGGCUGUCCCUACUAGGUGAACUUUUAAAAGUAAUUGAAGGGAGUUAAAAUCUUCCGACAUAUGUUUUGUGUAUCCCCCCGUCCCCAACUUGAGUAUAGGGGUUAAUGUAGAAAACAGGUGAGGUAGGAGAGAGUGUGAGGCGAAUAAGGGGCCGAUUAUUUGAUAGAGGGGCAUACCCCCUAAAAAACGAACAGAUAAACUAAAGCAAAACACAGCCAAGGUCUAUCAAAAGAAGUAACAAGCUAUUUGUGAAAAAUAUCGAGCGGGAAAAUGCAGCAACUUCCCCGUCACUCAAAUGAUCGGCCCACGCAAUUAGAUUCGCAACCGAUGGAUAAUAGAUUUCACGAGACUUUUUUUUUUUUUACAACCUCCAAGGGUCUUCUGGGUAAUUUUCCUAAACAGCUAGUCAGCUAGCCCCCAAACCCUGACCGAGUAAAACCUAGGAAUGAGGUCAUGCAUUUAACACCGCAACGUUAUUUACAUCGUUAGUCACGUGACCGUAGUUCGAUCUUCGAAAAUACAACAUCAAGAAUGGAAUGCAUGUCGCGCAAAGGAUUGUGGCUCCUGAUAUGUAGAAUGUGUCGGCGUAGGACUGCGUGACGUCAGCAACCAAACCUUGGGAGAAAAAAAAGUCCAUCAGAUGUAAGGUUUUCUAGCAUGGUGGAUACAGUUUGAUAGUUUUGAGGGUGAUACCUAUCUAGCUCUCUUGCUGUUAUAUUCUCGCUUGCUACAGUGGCCACCAAAGUAUCAUAGUGCAACGCACGGUACUGGGCCAACAUCAAAGUAUCAUAGUGCGACGCACGCUACUGGGCCAACAUCAAAGUAUCAUAGUGCGACGCACGCUACUGGGCCACCAACAAAGUAACAUAGUGCGACGCACGCUAGUGAAACAACAUCAAAGUAACAUAGUGCGACGCACGCUAGUGAAACAACAUCAAAGUAACAUAGUGCGACGCACGUUCCUGGGCCAACAUCAAAGUAUCAUAGUGCGACGCACGCUAAUGGGCCACCAACAAAGUAACAUAGUGCGACGCAAGCUUCCGUUGGUUUAUUUGUCAAAACUAUCAAGGUGACCUCGCCAACGCGCGUCUCACUGUAACAGAGUCACCUUUAAAGGCAGUGUGUACAAAUAAACAUACACUACCAUA